This is a messenger RNA of Symbiodinium natans, 354 nucleotides long. NCBI's taxonomy places the organism in Eukaryota, Dinophyceae, Suessiales, Symbiodiniaceae. The record is from the annotation of a GenBank genome assembly.
AUGUCGAUUCGAAGGUCCUCUUGUGAUGAGGCGAACAACGACUCUAUCCGCACCGCGGCCCAGGUGCCGGUGGAAACAGACGAGGACUAUGGAACAGCGCUCCCCGAGGUAACGGAUGCCCUCCAAGGCAUUUGGUACAUGAAGGAUGGCGGAUAUCGAGUAGGCGAGCUUUGCGGCCAGCAUGUCAUCUGGGACGUCUCCUGGAACGUGAACCCGCCCCUCUCGCGCGUUGUUCCGCUGACAUCUAGCACCGUUAGCCUGCAAUUGGGCAACGUCACGCACUUCGGCAGUUUACAGCUGGAGGCCCAGCCCACGAUCUACUGGGACAACCAACACAUCUGGCUGAAGAAGUGA